AUGACACCACCGCAGCUCGACGUCGACACUGAGUUAGCGAAGCUGUCAAAAACGUGUUUGAGCAAAGAGGAUCAUAAUCAGAUAUGGAACAACACUUUGAAGUAUUCGAUGGCACUCGACUACAUCGUAUUUUUAAUUAAUGGAGCGCUAGAGAUGAUUGGCCAGACGGAGAUGAGAGCGACACUGAACUUUGCUCCACGCCGUAGCUGGGCAUCCCGUAUCUCCAAGGAGCCUAGUGAAAGCGAGUUGGCAUCGGUGGCAACCAUUGAAGGUUACUACGAUCUUGUAGAACCGCAUUUCGAAAUCUUCAGAUAUGAUACUUUCUUUUUUGAGAAAACAAUGAGUCCUGCCAUUGCAUUCUUAGACAAUCGUUUUCCCUUCAUUCGUGCCUAUUACCGGCGCAGUUUCGAAGAUAUCCGUCUGCGUGAUGAAGGAGAGAUAAACAGAAAUUUAGUUGAUAACAUGAUCGAAAAGUACCUAGAGAUUUUAUAUAAAUUAAACAAAGCAGUGUUUCCAACUUUUCACUAUGAUGGUGAAAUGUCUAAGAACUGUGCUUUAUAA
Molecule: messenger RNA, 561 nt
Organism: Auanema sp. JU1783
Lineage: Eukaryota; Metazoa; Nematoda; Chromadorea; Rhabditida; Rhabditidae
Source: the annotation of a GenBank genome assembly